Brassica napus (rape) is the source of this 2060-nucleotide messenger RNA. RefSeq names its product loricrin-like. The transcript has 4 exons. The coding region runs from base 749 to 1762 and encodes 337 amino acids. NCBI's taxonomy places the organism in Eukaryota, Viridiplantae, Streptophyta, Magnoliopsida, Brassicales, Brassicaceae. The record is from RefSeq and is a predicted model, not a curated record.
AAAGAAGCACUUGUUUACAAGAGAAGAUACAAAUAAAGAGAGAUAGAGAAUAACAACUAGGCUUAACAAGCACAUUCCUUAUGUUUCAUAGGAAACACUUUAGCUUUUCGUUAUUUUUUUUUAACUUUACUUACAUGUUCUCUCUAUUGUUGUUCGAUUCAGUACAACAACAACAGUUAAAAGGACACUCCUAGCUCCAAAAGACAACAUUCUGUAGUACUAACGUUGAUUAAAAUAGAUAAAACAUUACACUCACUUCCAGUGGAAGUAUGAUAUUUCAUGUCAUUGUAAUCAUCUUUUGACACUAAUUAACGACACAAAUCUCUUUUUCACCACAUACCCAUCUCAUAUUUUUUCAUCUUUGUUUACAAUUUAGGAGAUGAAAGAGUUAGGACGAUGUUUGAAUUUUCCCACCAAAAAAAGGAGCUUCUUAUACAUUUUCAUGUACUAUAUAAGUUGAUCUGUAAAUACCUUUUCCUCUUUAUGGUGUUUUCUCUUGCUUGACGAUUCUAGCUUCCUAGUUUCUCCUUUCUCAAGUUUUCUUAUAUUCUCUCAUUCAUGUCUUCGCGUCCCUUCUCUCUCCCAUCCCAAGAAAUCUUUGAUUCUAUGAUUCUCCCUUUUCUCUUCAUCUUUAUACCUGAGAGAUGGAACUUCUUCGCAACCAUUCUAUCUUCCCUCUCCCACAUCCCAAGACUACCUGACAAGUCUCUCUCUUUCAAAAGCUUCAACUAACAAGGAACGGAAAGAAAUGCCUCACCGUAUAGCUCCUCGUUGCUUCCAGAUCAUGCUUCUAUGCCUUCUUAUCACUUCACCCCUAGAUGUUAUUAUAGCUCAGGGAGGACAGGGUGAUAUACCAGUUGUUAAUCCUACAUCUCCAGGGGGUGAUACCACCACACCAACCAUAACCCAACCAUCACCGCCUUCCUCAACAUUCCCAGGUCCAGUCACGAACCCAAAUCCACCAACCGGUGGCUAUCCACCACUAGAUGGUACAACACCACCAACCGGUGGUGGCUAUCCACCACUUGAUGGUACCACCCCAACCGGUGGUUACCCACCACUUGAUGGUACUACACCCCCAGGUGGCGGUGGUGGUGGUGCACCUGGUGGAGGUGGUGACACUGGUGCAGGCGGAGGUGGUGGUGCACCUGGUGGAGGAGGCGGUGGUGACACUGGUGCAGGCGGUGGUGGUGCACCUGGUGGAGGCAGCGGUGGUGAUAAUGGUGGUGGUGGUGGAGGAGGUGGAGGUCAGUGGUGUAUAGCGAAAGCAACUGCUUCGCCAACAUCAUUACAAGUGGCUUUGGAUUACGCUUGUGGGUAUGGAGGAGCUGAUUGUGGCCAGAUCCAACAAGGUGCAAGCUGUUACGAGCCUAACACCAUUCGUGAUCAUGCAUCCUUUGCUUUCAAUAGUUAUUACCAGAAGCAUCCUGGUUCAGACAGCUGCAACUUUGGAGGGGCUGCACAACUCACCAGUGCAGAUCCAAGUAAAGGAAGCUGUCGCUUCCCAUCAUCAUCAGGAACUGUCAGCACAAGCCCGCCAAGUCAACCAAGUCCACCAGAUUUUAAUUCCCCACCUUCUACUCCUACAUACCCACCCCCAAUAACAACUCCAACUACAGAUAUACCUGGUUCUGGACCACCCUACGGCGUGGCAGAGCCAACGGGGCUUCCGAGUUUAGCAACUCAUGUGUCACAUAGCUUUCUCUCAGUAUUUACAGCGGUUGGAAUACUAGUGCCACUGCUCAGGCAAAAUUAUCUCUAAAAGGACAAAGGGUUUUCAGGAUUUCCAUCUUUCUCUGCAAAUUACAAGUCUCGUUUCCUACAAAUACACCAUCACGAUAGUAUGGAGUUGAAGGAAUCAGCCGUGAUCAGCAAGAAGAUUUUAAUCCAAGACCUUAUACACAUCAUCUGUUCUCUUGCUAUAGUUCAUAACGGGAAGUAUAUUUAUUUAGUAGGAGAUAUUACAAAAUGAAAGGGCUUAGGUUAUAUACAUUCUUGUAGACACGUUAAGCAUAAUGUAUCUCUUUUACAGUUUUAGAGAAUAAAAAAUACUUAGGGUC